AUGGGCAAGUGUCACAGUCUUCAUACUGCCAGGAAGCUCUGUAGCCACCAACGAGAUCAGAAGUGCGGUGAUAAACAGUACAAGAAAGCCCAUUUGGCCACAGCCCUUAAGGCCAACCCUUUUGGAGGUGCUUCCCAUGCAAACGGAAUUGUACUGGAAAAAGUAGGGGUUGAAGCCAAACAGCCAAAUUCUGUCAUCAGAAAGUGUGUUAGGGUCCAGAGGCUCAAGAAUGGCAAAACAAAAAAAAAAAUCACAGCCUUCGUACCCAAUGAUGGUUGCUUGAAUUUUAUGGAGAAAAAUGAAGUUCUGGUUGCUAGAUUUGGUUGCAAAGGUCAUGCUAUUGGUGACAUUCCUGAAGUCUUCCUUUAG
Messenger RNA from Diceros bicornis minor, 369 nucleotides. RefSeq names its product small ribosomal subunit protein uS12-like. The transcript has a single exon. The record is from RefSeq and is a predicted model, not a curated record. NCBI's taxonomy places the organism in Eukaryota, Metazoa, Chordata, Mammalia, Perissodactyla, Rhinocerotidae. Gene Ontology annotation, biological process: translation. Gene Ontology annotation, molecular function: structural constituent of ribosome. Gene Ontology annotation, cellular component: cytosolic small ribosomal subunit; ribosome. The coding region runs from base 1 to 369 and encodes 122 amino acids.